This is a messenger RNA of Melanotaenia boesemani (Boeseman's rainbowfish), 1320 nucleotides long. RefSeq lists its product as uncharacterized. Bases 81 to 1091 code for a protein of 336 amino acids. NCBI's taxonomy places the organism in Eukaryota, Metazoa, Chordata, Actinopteri, Atheriniformes, Melanotaeniidae. The record is from RefSeq and is a predicted model, not a curated record. The transcript has 2 exons.
AACAUGCAGACUAUGAUAAGCAGUGAUUGCAGGUAUAUUUCUUUUAUUUGACAAACCCCUGACUACAUUUUCAUAACAGAAUGGGCAACAUGCAUUGUCCUGCUGAAGAUUCAGCCCGCCUGGCUGCUGUUGCUCGAGUCAUCUGCCCUUUCCCAAACUACACCCCUCAUCCUCAUUUCACCAACAUGCUGAGCAUCAACUCUUCACAUCACCUGAAGGAGCACUACACAGCAGUUCAGAGCUCUCUGACUUCCAAGCAGCUGGAGGACUUCACCCAGGGCCUGAGGACCACUUUUGGCAGGGAGGGCAAGGUGACUCUUGGUGGGGUUGGAGUAGUGGCCCUGUCUCUCGCUGUGCUGUUUGACACACUUGCCAAAACAGUCAAGGGAGAACUGGUGUCAGACUCUGAGCCCAUUCCAGGUUUGUUCGUUAAAAAUCCAAGGGGAUACUACCCACCUCAUGUCUACACCAUAAGCAAAUACCUGAGACUGGUACCACAUAUUGCCAACAACCCCACCAGGAUGAAACAGGAGACGGAGAGGUGCAUAAAGCAUUUAGAUGCUGAUACACAAGUUCUAAACCAAAUGGGAGAAAAACUACAGCACACUACUGAGGACAUCACAGUGAUUAAUUUCAUGCUGGUAUAUCAAGUCACAUUGUCUUUGUUCGUUCAUCUCAACCGAAUCAACAAUGGUACCAAAGAUGACGUGAACAGAUUUCGGCAAACACAGGUAGACAAUAAAGGUGAAGGCAUCUUAAAUUUCAACUGUGAUCCAGAGAUAGCUGACACAGAAUUUUUGGCUGAAGUGGAGAAAUCUGACAACUACACCAAAGAAUCCCUUCAGAAAUGCAAACCAAAGAUUACUGCUGUUGGGGAGCGGAGCGACCCAGAGUCAUGGCUGCUCCAUGUUGCAGGGAUGGAAUUGUCAAAUUUCAUAUUACUCAACUUUGGUGCAGUGAUAUUAAGCUUCUCUGGAGACUUGCUUACCCAAAGAGAGGAUUUUGACCUGAGGACGAAUGCACUAGGAACAUGGUCUGCUGACCAGUUCUUGAAAUUCCAACACAGUGCAGUAUAUCCCCAGGAGAAUUAAAAAUGUUAAUGAUUAAUAUGUUUUCAAAUUGUUGCUUUUUCUUCAGUAAACAACAGGACAACAUGAAGAAUUGCUGUUACACUUUUCUGCUUUGAUUUUGAAUUGUCAUCACAUGUACAAAUAUUUUCAAAGAUGUAAAACAAUGCAGCUAAACUAUACUGUUAUGAUUACUGACUGUUAGAACGAUAAUAAUAAAAUCUUUCAAAUAAAAAGGAUAGUGUUUUUAGCC